AAACUGAAUGACGAGUCCAUCAUGAGGAGUCUGCUGGAGAUUAAGACGCCGCUGCGCUCGAUUGCUCGGAGUUACAUCCUGACGACUCCAGAGAGCUCCAACAUCGGAAUCCUGGAGGGCGACUGGGUUUGGCUGAAAAAGAUUCCUGUUGGAAAAACAGCAACACCUGUCAACCAAAACACCCAGAAUCUCUUCAGCCAGCUGAGAGAGAUGCGGCACGAGAACCUCAACCUGUACCUGGGGUUGUUCGUGGACUCUGGGAUUCUGGCUCUGGUGGUGGAACACUGUCCUCGAGGAAGUCUGGCUGACCUGCUGGCCGACGGGGACGUCAGACUGGACUGGAUGUUCAAGUCUUCACUGCUCAUGGAUCUGAUCAAGGGGAUGAAGUACCUCCAUCUGCGAGGUCUGACUCACGGCCGUCUCAAGUCCACCAACUGUUUGGUGGAUGGACGUUUUGUUUUGAAAAUCACAGACUACGGACUUCCCAUGAUCCUUCAGUCCCAGAACCUCAGCCUUCCUGAAGACCCUCAAGAUCUGUUGUGGACCUCACCAGAACUCCUGAGGAACCCGGUCCGAGGAGGUUCAUUUGCUGGUGAUGUCUUCAGUUUCUCCAUCAUCAUACAGGAAGUGAUCUCCAGAACUUUACCCUUCGCUAUGAUGGACAUGCCUGCACAUGGAUCCGCUGAAGCUGGUGAGCGGGAGAGUGCGGCGCGCGAUCCCCUGGACAGCUCGCCCGAGCGUCAGGCCACGGCCUCGCGGAGCAGACGGCGGCGGCGUUUCCCUCUCGCGGCGGACACCGAAGAAACAGCUGAGGCCCCCGGCGGAGGCCCCGUGACUCCAGGGAGAAGCGCGUCCCGACCAGGCUCCACCAAGGCGGGCUCCGAGGCAGCAGCAGACGCCGUUGGAUCCGGACAGGAGAAAGCGGGACCCGUCGCUCCGCAGAGACCCGCAGCAGAGCUGGAUGUCACGGUAAUGCUUGACGUACAGGUGGAGACCAUUGGAGACGCCUACAUGGUAGCUUCAGGCGUCCCCAACAGAAAUGGAAACCGUCAUGCAGCUGAAGUGUCAAACAUGUCUCUGGACAUCCUCCAUUCCAUCGGAGCCUUUAAGAUCAAACACAUGCCAGAGAUCAAAGUCAAAAUCCGCAUUGGACUGCACUCAGGUCCAGUGGUUGCAGGAGUGGUUGGUCUGACCAUGCCCAGAUACUGUCUCUUUGGAGACACCGUGACAACAGCCUCACUCAUGGAGGCCAGCGGCCUGCCUUACCGGAUCCACAUUAGUCUGAGUACGGUCAAAGUCCUGACCAGUCUCAAAGUGGGGUACCUGAUAGAGACGAGGAAGGCCCAGGUUAAAGGCACAGAGGACACAUACUGGCUGAUGGGUCGGGAUGGUUUCAAUAAACCACUUCCUAUUCCUCCAGAUCUGAUUGGAGGGGCCAGCAAUCACGGCAUCUCUCUCGAUGAAAUUCCUGUGGAAAGAAGACAAAAGUUUUUGGACCGACAGAAACUGAUGAAGAAAUAGGAUCAAAUUUAUGUCUCUUCUAUGUUUUCUUGUGUUUCUAGUCUGUUGUUCAUCUGUAACUACCUCUUAUACUAAAUCUUAACACAUUAAUGUUUGGUUAGUACCAUCAGGAACACAUUCUAAAUGUAUCACUGUAACAUUUAUGCUGAAAGAUGGAGAUGUGGGAAGGAUAAUAAAAUCAUAUUUUUUCCA
Messenger RNA from Oryzias melastigma (Indian medaka), 1713 nucleotides. RefSeq names its product retinal guanylyl cyclase 1. The record is from RefSeq and is a predicted model, not a curated record. Gene Ontology annotation, molecular function: protein kinase activity; guanylate cyclase activity; peptide receptor activity. Lineage: Eukaryota; Metazoa; Chordata; Actinopteri; Beloniformes; Adrianichthyidae. Gene Ontology annotation, biological process: protein phosphorylation; receptor guanylyl cyclase signaling pathway; cGMP biosynthetic process.